Messenger RNA from Hordeum vulgare subsp. vulgare (domesticated barley), 750 nucleotides. RefSeq names its product putative cytochrome c biosynthesis ccmC-like mitochondrial protein. Gene Ontology annotation, molecular function: heme binding; heme transmembrane transporter activity. Gene Ontology annotation, biological process: cytochrome complex assembly; heme transport. The record is from RefSeq and is a predicted model, not a curated record. NCBI's taxonomy places the organism in Eukaryota, Viridiplantae, Streptophyta, Magnoliopsida, Poales, Poaceae. The transcript has a single exon. The coding region runs from base 1 to 714 and encodes 237 amino acids. Gene Ontology annotation, cellular component: plasma membrane.
AUGUCAGUUUCCUUAUUACAACCUUAUUUUUUUAUCUCAAAGACAAAAAGCUAUGCGCAAAUUUUCAUUGGAUCUCGAUUGUUCUUAACAGCGAUGGCUAUUCAUUUAAGUCUUCGGGUAGCACCACCAGAUCUUCAACAAGGUGGAAAUUCUCAUAUUUCAUAUGUACAUGUUCCUGCGGCUCGGAUGAGUAUAGUUAUUUAUGUCGCGACAGCUAUAAACAGUUUCUUGUUCCCAUUAACAAAACAUCCCCUUUUUCUCCGCUCUUCCGGAGCCGGUACAGAAAUUGGUGUUUUUUCUACUUUGUUUAUGUUAGUGACUGGGGGGUUUCGGGGAAGGCCUAUGAGCCGGGUGUGGGAUGCUCGUUUAACUUAUGUACUCAUCUUGUUCCUUAUUUACCUGGGUGCACUGCGUUUUCAAAAGCUUCUUGUCGAGCCGGCUCCUAUUUCAAUCCGUGCUGGACCGAUCGAUAUACCAAUAAUAAAGUCUCUAGUCAACUGGUGGAAUACAUCGCAUCAACCUGCGAGCAUUAGCCGAUCUGGUACAUCAAUACAUGUUCCUACGCCCAUUCCAAUCUUGUCUAACUUUCCUAACUUCCCCUUCUCUACCCGUAUCUUGUUCGUUUUGGAAACACGUCUUCCUAUUCCAUCUUUUCCCGAAUCUCCCUUAACGGAAGAAAAAGAAGCUCGAGAAGGAAUACCACUAAAAACCUAGUUCGCUCUCAAAUAAAAACCUAGUUCACUCACUAAA